ACAAAAGUUGUCGCGUUUUUGAAACAGCACCUCCAAGCCGGUUUACCAACAUGAAAGUUUGGAUUGCACAGCAUCUAUUUGUGGUGAUCCUUGUGUCCUCGGCGGUGCCAUUGACUGAUGCCUUGGGCAGCACCGUGUGUGCGGAUCGCUUCAAUGGCCUGUCGUUCGCGGAUCCCGCCAGUUGCUCCAGCUUCUUUGUGUGCCAGCGUGGUAAUGCCGUUCGGCGCGAGUGCUCCAAUGGCCUGUUCUACGAUCCAAAGAUCCAGACGUGCAAUCUGCCCGGACUAGUCAAAUGUUUCAACGGGGAUCGCGGCGGUGCUGUGCUGGGUGAUGUCAAAGCCAACGUCACCGGAAAGGCCAAGGAGGAGGCCACCGCGACGACAACACAAACCACCACUAAUCCACCGACGACGACAGUGACACCGGCAGUGACCACCAAGAAAUCGAAACUUAUGCUCGAUGCCGAGGAUGCAAAUGAUGGCCAUUCCAUGUUACAUGUUACUCCGUAUCCACUCAGCAACAGAAUCGAUGUGCUGAGAUCCCAGAGCGAUUGCCGUGGAAUAAACGAUGGCGAGUACUUGACAGAUCCCAAACAUUGCCGUCGUUUCUAUAUGUGCCAUAAGAAUCGGGUCAAGCGCCAUAAUUGCCCACGGAAUCAGUGGUUCGAUCGGGAGACGAAAUCCUGCCAAGAUCGCGAGUUGGUACUGAACUGCCCAGUCAAUCGGAAUUAGUCGUGUUUUCCAAUAGCGGAUACAAUAUACAAUGGUUGCCAUAGUAGCAUAUGUGGAUAUCGUAAUUAAUGUUCAAUGAUCUUGGUUCUUGGAUCCCAAAAUAUCAGUUUAUAUCAGAUAUAUAAAUCAAUUAUAACACCCAUUGGUAAAAUAAACCAAAGCAACAUUCGAAAAAAUGCAGCAUGAAAA
Messenger RNA from Drosophila sechellia, 920 nucleotides. RefSeq lists its product as uncharacterized. Lineage: Eukaryota; Metazoa; Arthropoda; Insecta; Diptera; Drosophilidae. Gene Ontology annotation, cellular component: extracellular region. Gene Ontology annotation, molecular function: chitin binding. Bases 51 to 731 code for a protein of 226 amino acids. The record is from RefSeq and is a predicted model, not a curated record. The transcript has 2 exons.